AUGGCCAUUCUCAGUCGGCAUCGCGACGCUCCUUUAUCUGCGCACGCCGAGGUCGCAACUCAAGCUAGGUGGCUAGAGAUUUAUCUGGAUGGCUUGCACGGUAACCGACGCACUCUCGCGAGUCACGUAUUCUCUGUCUCUGUCGCCGUCUAUCUAGCUGGCAGCUCGUUCGUUCGAGUUGCAACCUUUCUCAUCUGUCAUCCGUCUCUGUCCACAUCGCCCAUCCUGUCUUCUUCUGCUCCUACUGUCCGUCAGACUCGCUCUCAGACAACCGCUCUGGGUAUCUCCCUCGAUCUUAGAGAAGGAGUGCUCUCAGAGUCUCAGACAACUUCCAACGACGUUCAGCCUGUCGAAAACGCACCAUCGCCCCUUACCGACCUCUCGGACGAUAACGAGUCCGAUUCAGACUCGUCUUGUUGCCUCCGAGAAUAUCGACGCGACUACGAUCCGAUGUCCGGCGCCAUUGUCAGACAGGAUUCGCCCAAGGAUCUCCCUGUGUUGACCAAAGGCGAUGUUACGCCCAAGGUCGCGCAGGAGUUCGAGGACGCUUUCCGAGGAUACGUCGAGAUCAAAGACGUCGACGAGAAGAAAGCCUCCAAACAGCUCCUACGUACUUUUCGUGAUUCUGCGAUUAAGGACUGGAUCGCUACUCAGCGAGCCACUCUCUCUGCUUUGCCCUUAGACGACCUCUUCAACAAAAUCUGGGCUCAUUGUCUCCCCUUUGGCUGGGAGGCGAAGCUUGCAGACGAGAUCCAGAGCGAGAACCAAGGUACUCGCAAAUUUACGAAGUACGCUAAUCAUACCAUCAGAAGGAACACUCUCCUCAGUAAGCGUCCCGGUCACCUCGACGACGAUAACCUGCGCACUUGUCUACAAGCACAUAUGAACUCUGACCUCAAGAACGCGAUCUACGUUCACCAACUUCCCCGCACGCUUUCCUUAACCGAUUGGGUCGCCAGCGUCCACCUCAUCGAGACGCAACUGGAGGGCAUCAUGAAUAGUCUCGCUGCAAAUUAUAAGAGGACUUCUACGGCGCGUAACGUGCCUUCCUCAUCUUCAUCUCAUUCCCACUCUCACUCGCAUACUUCCUCAGCCCCUCGCGAUCCCGACGCUCCCAAGCUUUCCAAGCUCGGAGACGAGGAACGCAGGCUGCUCAACAAGUACGAAGGGUGCCUGCAGUGCAGACGUUUCUUCGCGGGACAUUGGUCUCGCGAAUGUAACAAUGGUUUCCCCAACCCCGCCACUUACAAAACGCUCACCGAAGCCGCCACUAUCCGAGCUAUUCCUGAUGAUAAACGCGACAAGUACAAAGCCGACAUUGAACGCUUUUCCAAGCAACGAAAGUCCGCCACCGUCGCGGCUAUCCUCCCCGAAUCUUCGUCGGUUUUCGAAGAAGCUGCCGAUUCUUCUGAUGAGUGCGUCGCACCUCUUUCAUCGCCUCAUUUUUUCUGGCCAUGUUACCUUGAUGGCCCACUCGUCCCAUCCCAUCUUCGAGUUGAUGCACUCAUUGACCACGGGUCGCAUCUAGUUCUGAUUAAGUCGGACUUGGUUUCGCAACUGGGACUACGACUCAGACGACUACCUAAACCUAUAGACGCUUCCAAUGUCCUUUCUGGGUCUCUUUCUUCACUCUCCCAUUAUGUUUUUCUUUCACCUUCUUCAUUGAACUUGCAUUGGACUUCGAAAAAGCUUCGCGCUAUUGUUGUCGACGACUUAGCCAUUCCCCUUCUUUUGGGCGGCCCCUUCCUCUCACAUAAUCGUCUCAUUAUAGACCACGAACUCCGUACUUGCAUCGCCAAAGACUCCACCUACGAUAUCCUCUCGCCCCCUUCUCUUAAUCAUGGUACUGUUCCAAAAUGCACACCUCCUGUUCCUGUUGACUAUAGCCCUAUCAAAUCGAGUGUUGUAUCGCAACUGAAGUCAGAAACUGCGAAGAUCCGUUCUCGACUCGAGGAACAUGUUGUCACCGACGUUAAUCCUCACAUUAGCUGCCGCUAA
Messenger RNA from Coniophora puteana RWD-64-598 SS2, 1998 nucleotides. RefSeq lists its product as uncharacterized. The coding region runs from base 1 to 1998 and encodes 665 amino acids. The record is from RefSeq and is a predicted model, not a curated record. NCBI's taxonomy places the organism in Eukaryota, Fungi, Basidiomycota, Agaricomycetes, Boletales, Coniophoraceae. The transcript has 3 exons.